AUGGAGAAGACCUUCACAAUGAUCGAUUGCACCAAAGAUUGUAAGAUUCGGUGUGCCGUCUACAUGUUGAAAGGCGAAACUGAUGACUGGUUGAGAUUGACGGAGCCUAACCUUGUUGUUACCCAUCCUAACCUUACUUGGGAGCAAGUCAAGGAGGCUUUCUUUGAGAAUUAUUUUCCAGAGAGCUACUGUGAAAGAAAGGCUGCGGAGUUCAUAGAUGUCACUCAAGGAUCCAAAUCAGUCCUUAAAUAUCAGCAGAAGUUUGAAGAGCUGUUCCAUUUUGCCCCCAUUCAUUUGAAGGAUGAUGUUGAGAAGGGUAAGAGAUUUGAGAAAGCUUCAUCCCUACCUACUGGUGGUUCUAUACAGUGUUACAACUGCAACAAGUAUGGACAUAUCUCCAAGGUUUGCCCUCAGCCUAAGCCUUGGGUGUCAUGGACUACAGCUCAGCCUUUAGCUUCACAAACAUCUCAUUCCAAACUGGUUGGUAAACCCCCAUUGUCGACACAAGGUAAUAGAAUCCCAGCCCAAGCAUACAUUAUGACUGAUGCUGAGGCUGAGGCAACACCUAGAGUGCUAACAGGUACCAUUUCUAUUGCUUCUAUCCCUAUAUACGUUCUCUUUGACUCGGGAGCAUCACACUCUUUUGCAUCUUCUUCUUUUGACAAGAAAAUGGGCAGUGAUCCUAAGGGUCUGGUGCAAGGAUUAGCGGUUAGUACACCUACUGGGAGUGUGGUUGGCUUAGACAUAGUUUAUGAGCCACACCCCGUGCUGAUCUGUGAUCGGGAUACGAUCGCACACCUUGUGGAGUUGGAUAUGAAGGACUACGAUGUAAUUUUUGGUAUCGAUUGGCUGGCUACCUAUAAGGCAAACUUGGCUUGUGUAGAGCACCAAAUUGUUUUCAAACCCACUGAUGGAGAGGAGUUUGUAUUCAAGGGUGAUAGAAAGAAGCGAUCCAAGAGGCUUAUAAUCUUGACUCUUCAAGCCAAAAGACACAUGGAUCAAGGGUGUGAAUGCUACCUAGCUUCAGUGAUUGACAUGGAGGCCAAAGUGAAACCUUUGGAAGAGUUGGGGGUUGUGACAGACUUUUCGGAUAUGUUUUCAGAUGAUCUAACUGAGUUGCUUCCCAACAAGGAAACCGAGUUUGCCAUUGACUUACUACUUGGAGUGGCACUAGUAUCCAAUGCCCCUUACAGAAUGGCACCAACCGAGUUGAAGGAAUUGCAAAAGCAGGUGCAAGAUUUGUUGAAGAAGGGUUUCAUCCGUCCUAGUGUGUCUCCAUAG
Molecule: messenger RNA, 1281 nt
Organism: Telopea speciosissima
Lineage: Eukaryota; Viridiplantae; Streptophyta; Magnoliopsida; Proteales; Proteaceae
Exons: 3
Coding region: 1-1281 (426 amino acids)
Biological process (GO): proteolysis
Molecular function (GO): zinc ion binding; aspartic-type endopeptidase activity; nucleic acid binding
Source: RefSeq, a predicted model, not a curated record